Knipowitschia caucasica is the source of this 1125-nucleotide messenger RNA. The record is from the annotation of a GenBank genome assembly. Lineage: Eukaryota; Metazoa; Chordata; Actinopteri; Gobiiformes; Gobiidae.
AUGCGGUCGCUGUAUCGGACCGUUGUGGUUACCAUAGAAACCACUGCAGACAUCCUGGAGAAGGAGGCCCGAGAGGCUGUGGAGGCGAGCGGAGAGGAGGUGAAGGAGUUCUCCAAGUCCCUGAGCCAGAGGAGCAGGAACACAGCCCAGAGUGUGGUCAGCAGCCUCAUGGGGGAACACACCAAGCAGAGCUGCCUGAACCAAACGCAGCAGAAGAUCAAGUCUUUCUUUGUCCUUUGCUUCGCUGAGAGCUGCUGGAAGAAGGUGCUAAGAAGACUGUGCUGUCACGUCCCACAGUCCUCUUCAUCCGUGGAGAACAUCCUAGAGGAGGCGUCGCCAGUGCUAAAGGAGCUGGUGAAGGAGGAGGCGCUGCAGCAGGAGCAGUGCCUCUACAGGAGACUGUCCCAGGACAUCCAAGACCGUCAGUUUGAGAAGCUGAGUGAGCACCUGGCUCAGAUCCUGUCAGACAACAUGGCUGCACAGGAGGAGCAGGAGGAGCUGAAGGAGGAGGUGCGCCCUCACGUGGACUCGUUCAUGUCCCGCCUAAAGACCUGGCUCCACCUCCAGCAGAGCCAGACGCCCCGCCAGGACCCGGUGAGACGAGCCCUGGCCAAGAUCCACACCCUGACAGUGUCCAUGGGGCAGCAGCGAGCUCCCAGACUGCCCCCUACACCUCCACCGCCAUCAGACGCUCGUGUUUCUGUGGCGGGCGCCGUGUGUGCAACCGAACCAGCAGCACAGACGCUCGUAGCUUCUGGUCCCAGUCCUGGCUCUGAAGAGUGGAACCGGUUUCACAUGGCGGGCCUUGUGUACGAGGUGGUGUCUCUGGUGUUGCAGACGGACAGGUUUGCGGAGCUGAAGUCUCUGUCCGAGGAUCUGCUUCAGGAGCUUCGUCCGGAGAUGUCGCGGUGGAACAUCAGAGUGAGGCCUGAUGUCUGCAGCAUCAGGGAGGCGGCCCGAGCAGUGUACAGCCACCUGUGCCAGGACCGGCAGAGGAACUGGGUCACUCUGGACGCCAUGAUCGGAGGGGACUACAUCGGAGUCAUCGUCCACCACAUACGCAAACAUCUCAUCGCUCCCACGGCUCUCCUCCCCUCUCCCUCUCCGGUCGUCAGUGAGGAGUGA